AUGGAAGUGCCAAGCCUCUGUGCCUGCUGCGGCACGCGCCUGCUAACCUUCCUCUGCUCCUUUGCAGGGGUGGAGAGGGCCGUGCGGGAUGCCCGCCUGUCCCACGAGCGGGCGAAUGCCGCGAGCUCCUCCGACAAGGGCCGGAUGGACCGCCUAGAGGCCAGCCUGCGGGAGGAGCGUGCCAAGACGGCGCGGCUGGAGCGGGAGCUGGCGGCUGCCACACGGCCGCGCAGCCCGCCCUUCAGGGCGCCACGCCCGGCCUCGGAGCGUUCCGCGGCCUCCGCGUCGUCCGCCUCGCGCCGGCAAACCACCUCCCUGGCCCCACGCACGCAGAGCCUGCAGGGGCAGCUGAUGCGCCAGUGCGCGGAGCUGGCCAAGCUGCGUGCCGCGCUUGCGGCGGUGGAGUCUGGGGAGGACGGCGUGCUGCCCCUAUCCCGCCUGCGCGAGAUGCUGGACCGCGCGCUGCGCCUGCAGGAGAGCACGCUGAGCGAGGUGGCGGCGGGGGAGGGCGGGGGGCCGGGCGAGGGGCGGCGCGUCUCGGUGGAUGAGGAGGUGAGUCUGGCCGACGACGGGUCGGCGGGGGUGGGGGCCACCGCCGCCGCGGCGGUCUCCGUGGCGCUGGCGCAGAGCUGGGCGGCCACGGCACGCCACGCCACGCCCUCCAGCGCCCACGCCUCCUUCACCCGCGCCAACGGCGGCGCGUCGCCGGGCAACGGCCGCGCCCGCUUCAAGCUGGUGGCCGCCGUGCCGCGCUCCCGCCGGAAAAAGGUGCCCGGAGACGGCGGCGCGACGCAGACCACGCUGACCACCAAGCUGAGCAUGCUGCCCACGGAAAGCAGCGUGGCCCUGGACUCGCUGGCGGAUGCCUCGCGCAGGUUUGUGAGAGGGUCUGCUCUGGUGGUCUUUGUGCGCGCUCGGCUGCUGGACUCCGCCAUGGACGACGAGCAGGAGGCGACGUGGCGGGCGUGCGGGAGCCACCUUAAGCUGCACUGGCUGUCCAGCCCACGAAGCGUGCUGCUGUCCAGCAAGCCUGCGCCCAGCCUGGCGCCACGCACUGUGGAUGCCGUGCUGUGGCUGGUGCGCCGUGGGCUGACGGUGGACCUGGACGCGGCGCUGCGCACGUGGAAAGCACGGCGCGGCUGUUGGGGGCGGGGCCGGUCCGGCCAGGCAGGAGAGGUCGGCGAGGAGACGGGGUCGGGCGGCGAGGAGGCGGAGGAGUAUGAUGACAGUGAGCCGCUCUGGGGGGAUGACCAUGAAGUGGAGCAGAGCGACGGCCACACGGCAGCUCGGCGGCGCUCCUCGACAGCGUCCCGAUCGGCACCGCCCACCGCCAACCCCUACGCGGACGUGGAGGGCCCCGAGCCCUUGCCCGCCCGUGUGGCUUCAGCCAUCGAUCUGGUGGUGACCCUGGGUGGCGACGGCACCCUGCUCUGGGCCUGCUCCCUGUUCGGGGACGCGCCCGUGCCGCCCAUCGUGGCCUUCGCCAUGGGCUCGCUGGGUUUCAUGACGCCCUUCCCCGCCGCGCGCCUCUGCACCGUGCUCUCCCGCGUCGCCAGCACCGCCCACGGCUUCCCCAUCAUGCUCCGCCACCGCCUCCAGGUUGGUUUGGGGGCACGGUGUUGCGCGAGGCAGCGGGCGAGGCGGCGUGCCCCUCCCCCCCCCUCCAUGGUGCUGAACGAGCUGGUCAUCGACCGCGGCACCGCGCCCAGCCUGACCAACCUCCACGUUUACGCGGACGGCGCCUUUGUGACCGUGGUCCAGGGCGACGGCUUGAUCGUGGCCACGCCCACCGGCUCCACCGCCUACAAUCUGGCGGCGGGGGGGUCCAUGGUGCACCCGGGGGUGCCCUGCCUGCUGUUCACCCCCAUCUGCCCCCACACCCUCUCCUCCCGCCCCCUAGUCUUCCCCGAGCACGUGGCCCUGACCAUCGUGGUCCCGCGCGAGGCCCGCGCCGGGGUAUACGCCUCCUUCGACGGCAAGCACCGCGUGCUCCUGGCCCCGGGGGACGGCGUGGCGGUGCGCGCCUCGCAGUUCCCUGUGCCCACGGUGUGCAACCUGGACGCCAGCAACGACUGGUUCAGGAGUGUGCGGGACGGGCUCAACUGGAACGCGCGCGUCGUGCAGGGCGCGGGGGAGAAGGCGGCAAAGGCGUGA
Molecule: messenger RNA, 2154 nt
Organism: Auxenochlorella protothecoides
Lineage: Eukaryota; Viridiplantae; Chlorophyta; Trebouxiophyceae; Chlorellales; Chlorellaceae
Product: putative NAD kinase 1
Exons: 6
Coding region: 1-2154 (717 amino acids)
Biological process (GO): NADP+ biosynthetic process; NAD+ metabolic process
Molecular function (GO): NAD+ kinase activity
Source: RefSeq, a predicted model, not a curated record